ACAAAAAUGUAAACUGCACUGGUGGAAUCUUUGCGAAACACCAUGUUUGUUUUUGUUGUCUAAAGACAGACAUUCAGCAAUAAAUUCAAACGCCUAAGUACAUGUAUUUGAGUCAUGCGAGUGGCUGUAGAACAACUGCUAUGUCCUUGUGUAAUCAAAAUGAGUCACUCUGGCAGGGAAUUCAUUACAGGAACUCAAGAAAUUGAGCGGAGAUAAAGAGUGGGCGGAGUCAGACUGAGAAACAAAUAUAAAAGGGGGAGGUGUAAAUAUAGUUGUAAGACAUGAGAUCAGUCUGCAGCUGGACUUCAAUGUGAUUUGCUGAAUGAAACGGUCCACUCAAGAACAUGGCUAUGAACUGGAAAUCAUGUCUCACUUUUGUUGUUUCAUUUCUGCUCUUUAAGGUAUCCCACUUUGCAGAGUUUGCGACCACUGUUCCCAGUGAGACCCAGCUUGCCAUCCAGGGGCAAAAUACAGUCCUAGACUGCAGUUUCCCUGUGGACAAACAAUGGGAUCGAACGUGCUGCCAGAUUGAAUGGAAGUUAGACAAAGAGGUGGUCCACAGUUUCUACUAUGGUCAGGACCACCUGAACGACCAGAGCAGUCGCUAUGUCAACAGAACCAGCCUGUACCACUCUGAUAUAGAGAAGGGGAACGCUUCUCUCAGGCUGGAACAUACCACCGUGGGAGAUGAGGGAAACUAUAUCUGUACUGUGCACACAGAAAUGGGCCCAAAGAGGAAAUCUGUAUACCUUAAAUUAGCAGCGUUCUACUCUGAGCCUCGCCUGAAGUUCUCAACAUCUGCCUGUGGUGUGGAGCUACUCUUGACCACCAAGGGGUACCCUCGGCCCUCAGUGCAGUGGCUGACUGUCAGUGGAGAGGACGUCACCAACGACACAGUCACACACCUCUCCCAGGACGCACAGGGCCUAUACACUGUUUCCAGCACAGUAACCCUGCAGGGAGCGGUCAAUAAGACCCUGACGUUUGUCUUAAAGAACAAAGACCUGGGACAGGAGAUCAGGAGAAACAUCACACUUCUCUCAGGAAACUGUGUUGAAGUGUCACCUGGGGUUUGCCAAGAGAUAUGGUGGCUUGUUAUUACUAUCCUGGCUGUGAUGCUGAAAUACUGUUCAUGUAUCUAAGGGGGUUGGGUCUUGGUAACCAUUUGUUGUUUUGUUUUACAAAUUAGUCCAAGAAGUAAUGCCCGAAGAUGCAACUAAGAAAAUGUAAUAAACGGUACAGAAUG
Messenger RNA from Coregonus clupeaformis (lake whitefish), 1246 nucleotides. Its product is annotated as CD276 antigen. Bases 345 to 1142 code for a protein of 265 amino acids. NCBI's taxonomy places the organism in Eukaryota, Metazoa, Chordata, Actinopteri, Salmoniformes, Salmonidae. The record is from RefSeq and is a predicted model, not a curated record. The transcript is spliced from 4 exons.